CCUUACAGACGGAUAUAACAUUUAGUUGGUCAAAAUUUAAAUUUCCGUCUGUAUUUUCGGGUGCGAGGGCCAAAACUAAUCGCCACCCUGGACAUGAGAAGAUUCACGCUCCCUAACCUCUUCCUCACCGUCGAGGGAGAGGACGAUGAUGAGGCGGACGAAAAUGUGAAGACGGAGGAAGAAGGCGUCUACCAUCAUGAAGACACGCCUCGCUCUUCGCCGAGAGAGGUCAAAGAAGUGGACUUGGCCGAUGGUUCUUCUCCAUCUUCUCCACGCACGCCGGCGUCGCCCAGACGCAUCGCUACGGCUAACCACUGUCCUGUCCACUGUCCCCAUAAAACUAAACUUGUUCAGGAGGAGCUCGGCAAUCGGGUGGCAGCGGAAACAGUUCCGGAAGAGGAAGAGGAAGAAGACACGGAAACUGGCGGGCCAAGCAAGGCAGAUACGACAGCUGCACUGUCCGCCAUGACACUCAAUUCUUCUAACAAUAAAUCGACCAGACAUAAUGAUGACACGACAAGCGAUCGAGAUACGAAUGUAAACGAAGUUUUAGAAGCAGGUGGCAUAGAGGAGGCCAAUAACGAUGUAAUAUCCAUUGAAAAAACUGGAGAUGGAAGUGGUUUGUCCACUCAAAGUGAGUCAGACGAAACCAAGAUGGCGUCGUCGAAACUCAAAAUGACACGCGUGCCUAAGAGUCCGAAAUCUCCAAGAUCACCAGUCAAUCCAAGAUACUUGAAGAUGUUUCAGCUUACAUCUGGAGCGUUAUCAGAGGACCCAUUAGGACGGUCAGGAACAGGGGCCUGCACGUGUCCGAACAGCUGUGUUCAGGACUUUGGCCUCCAAGAAGUUCCCACCCGCCCUGGCCUUGCAUUUGGGGAAAACUUGCGCGCUCGGAUCGACGGCUAUCGCAGGCAAGACUCCGGAGUUGUAGGAGUGCCCAGAGAAAAACGAAGCCAUUCCUUGGCGGCGCCAGGAUCCCUUGAACUCCCGGGAUGCCGUAGAGGUUUCAGACCGGAAGCCCUUCUGGUCCGGAGCGCUACUGGAACGGGAUGUUCUCUUGUCAAGGCCCAAUUUAAAAACCGGCAUCAGCUAUCGGUGCAAGCCAGUCUGGAAUUCAGUGACGAUGCCAUAGGAUUCCCAGGGACUCCUCCACCACAAGCCACGCCACCAGUUCACAAAGAUAUCCCCAUCAUGACUUCGAAGGUUCCUAAGAACAGGAGUAAGGAUUUCGGCAUGUUACCCAACCAACUCACCAUUGACCCAUCGAUGUUGGGCCGCACUUCCAGUUGGGAGGAUUACUCGGCCGAUGAAGGAAGCAAGUCUGAUAAUGAGAUUGAAAAAUCAUCGAAUGAAUCACCUAAACGUGAGGUUUCUAAUUAGUAUUGAGGAUAUUUAUUGAGUUCAUGUCAACCAGAAUCGGAGAAUUAGUAGUUUUUAUUAAAUAUGACUUUUAUAUAACUAUUGCAUGAUAAUCAAGUCGGAAUUUGUACAAUAAUAAUUAUAGUUUCUAACACUUCGCACAAAUUCGUCAAAAUAUUUUCUUAUUUUCUAACAACUAUUUGAUUUGUAUAGGUACUUUUUAAUCACUAAACCCGAUCUUACGUUUACUUGCUCUACAGCAAUUACAUUAUUGAGGUGUUUUUCAACAGUAGCAUGAAUGAAGUAGUGGUGCUCAUGUAAACGUCAUCUUGGAAGACCUGGAAAACUGCAGAAUAAUUUAUUAGUGAAUUAUAUGAAGAAGAAACCAGAUAAUCAUUGCGCGUCGAAGAGAUAUUACCUGGAUCCAACAAGGAGCAUAAUAUGACACAGUCUUGUUCAUGAUCAAAUUCCACGCAGGAAUUUGACUCGAAUUUCGAAUGAGUACAUAAUACAGGAGCGGCAUCAAUUUAACGUCCACCUCAUCCACAAGUCAACUUAAUUAGCACCCACUAACACAGAGCUUUAGUAGCCGCUGGGGGUGCAAAUAUGUAGACCAUCUGCUGCUGCUGCUGAUUAUUUCGAUUACCAGCCGAUCGAGCUUGUAAUUGAAAUUGAGUCCAAGGGUUUAAAAAAUUUGAUGACGGCUGAUAUUUAUAUCUCUCCGUGAAAUAAGUAUAUUUCGUUGAAUAUGCUCAAUGUCGUGCUCAUGGAUGUGAUCUUUAUGUGAAGUGUUGACAUGUUAAAUGUGUUUCGAAACUCUAUUAUAAAACUGGUUAAUUUUUUUUAGUAUAACUACACCCGUUGUGAUCGUGAAUACAAAUCGAUCAUCAAUUAUCAUGAUCUUAUACAUACAAACUGUGACAGUCAAUGAAAAACUAAAUUUACGUAAUUUUACAUGUCAUACAUUUAAUGGGCGUAAGUGUUAACUUGGGCACAAUAUGACUAAUUAUGUACAUUUCAUCCAAGGUUGCUCACGCCGGUUAUUUGUUACAUUAAUUUUCUCAAUUUACUAUUGCGUGCU
Messenger RNA from Hyalella azteca, 2440 nucleotides. RefSeq lists its product as uncharacterized. The coding region runs from base 94 to 1380 and encodes 428 amino acids. The transcript is spliced from 4 exons. The record is from RefSeq and is a predicted model, not a curated record. Lineage: Eukaryota; Metazoa; Arthropoda; Malacostraca; Amphipoda; Hyalellidae.